UCUGCUUCAUUGGCAUUUCCACUAGUUGUAAUUAUUUCUGAUAAGAAUCUUGAAAAUACAUUAAAUUAUGGCCUUGAACGAGUUUGGGCAAUUGGAUACAUGAAGAGCUCACGCCGGGUUGUGAUUGGUUAUGAUGAAGGAACUAUUAUGGUAAAACUUGGCCGGAAAGUACCUAUUGCAAGUAUGGACAAUGGUGGAAAGAUAAUAUGGGCUAAGCAUAAUGAAAUUCAAACAGUAAACAUCAAAAGUGUGGGAGCAGACUUUGAGGUUACUGAUGGAGAGAGAUUGCCUUUAGCUGUUAAAGAGAUGGGAACUUGUGAUCUUUAUCCUCAAGUAAGUUAUUUUACAUCUGCGUUUGAAUUCUCUGUAUAUUAUUUCAGAACCUCUCAAGAACUUUUCUUAGGUUCUUGGCCCCAUUUUUCUGCUACUGUUAUGUUUUAUUCUAAGUCAAUGAAGUUGUUGAGUCUGAGUUCAAUUCCCAAUUAUAGUUUCUUGUAG
Molecule: messenger RNA, 498 nt
Organism: Cucumis melo (muskmelon)
Lineage: Eukaryota; Viridiplantae; Streptophyta; Magnoliopsida; Cucurbitales; Cucurbitaceae
Product: coatomer subunit beta'-2-like
Exons: 3
Coding region: 100-498 (132 amino acids)
Source: RefSeq, a predicted model, not a curated record